AUGUUGUUUCUGCUAUCAGGAACUACAGCUGUGCAUGGAGAACUUGAGGAAUGUGUUGCUAAAUUUGUGGGAAAACCUGCUGCUGUUGUUUUUGGCAUGGGCUACUUAACAAACUCGGCUAUCAUUUCUGUCUUGAUUGGCAAGGGAGGGUUGAUAAUAAGUGAUUCUUUGAACCAUACUUCAAUUAUCAAUGGUGCUCGAGGUUCAGGAGCCACUAUCCGCGUUUUCCAACACAACAUAUUGAAAGAACAUAUCAUUGAGGGACAACCAAGGACACACAGACCGUGGAAGAAAAUUAUCGUUGUUGUUGAAGGUAUUUAUAGCAUGGAAGGGGAAAUCUGUGAUCUACCGGAGAUUGUUUCAGUAUGCAGUGAGUAUAAGGCAUAUGUUUAUUUGGACGAAGCUCAUAGCAUUGGAGCAAUUGGCAAAACAGGACGAGGUGUUUGUGAACUCCUAGGAGUUGACACUACUGAAGUGGACAUUAUGAUGGGCACUUUCACGAAAUCUCUCGGGUCUUGUGGUGGCUACAUUGCCGGAUCCAAGGACCUUGUCCAAUAUUUGAAGCAACAUUACCCUGCUCACCUUUACGCAACAUCAAUUUCAACUCCUGCUGCACAACAAGUCAUAUCGGCCAUAAAAGUCAUCUUUGGAGUGGACGGUUCAAACAGAGGGGAACUAAAGUUAGCAAGAAUAAGGGAGAACAGCAACUUUUUCAGGGCUGAGUUGCAGAAGAUGGGGUUCAAGGUCCUUGGAGUUUAUGAUUCCCCAAUCAUGCCAAUAAUGCUUUACAAUCCAGCAAAAAUCGCAGCCUUCUCAAGGGAAUGUUUGCGAGAAAACUUGGCAAUCGUGGUAGUCAGUUUCCCACCUAUACCUCUAUUGCUAGCCAGGGCUCGUAUUUGCAAUUCCGCAUCUCACUUAAGAGAAGAUCUUAUUAAAGCCCUGCAGGUUAUAAGCAGAGCAGGUGACCUUACCGGGAUCAAAUAUUUUACGGCAGCUCCAAAGAAGCAAGAAGAGAAAAAUGGCAAUACUUCAAAGUUCAAACUAAGAAUAUAGAAUUUUGUUUUUCUUUCAAAAACCAAGUUAGAGCACAAAUUUUCUAUGCUCCAUGGUUGAGUGCACCACUUCAAACAAAUUGACAGCAUUUUGUUACUUAUACAAAAACCUUACAAGUAACACAUACGAAACUUUCCCUGUUUCCACA
Messenger RNA from Arabidopsis thaliana (thale cress), 1201 nucleotides. RefSeq names its product Pyridoxal phosphate (PLP)-dependent transferases superfamily protein. Bases 1 to 1053 code for a protein of 350 amino acids. Gene Ontology annotation, biological process: sphingolipid metabolic process. The record is from RefSeq and is marked reviewed. Gene Ontology annotation, molecular function: pyridoxal phosphate binding; serine C-palmitoyltransferase activity; transferase activity. The transcript has 8 exons. NCBI's taxonomy places the organism in Eukaryota, Viridiplantae, Streptophyta, Magnoliopsida, Brassicales, Brassicaceae. Gene Ontology annotation, cellular component: endoplasmic reticulum membrane.